CUUACCGCAGUUUAUUAUAUGUUUCAUGCCCGUGAUAAUUACUUUUAUAAUGCCGCUUGUGAAAAAAUUGAUCAGAUUAGGAUGAAUCACCUUGCUGGCCAACAGUUAUUGGAAUCAUUCUCCACGUGUGACUUCGUUGCACUAUUACAAAAUGUGGCAGGAUAGACCUGCCCAGCCAUUGUUGCCGGUGUUCAUUUGUAAUGCUGCCUUAAGGAGAUGAGGACAUGAGAGCCAAUUGUUCCAGCAGCUCAGCCUGCCCUGCCAACAGUUCAGAGGAGGAGCUGCCAGUGGGACUGGAGGUGCAUGGAAACCUGGAGCUCGUUUUCACAGUGGUGUCCACUGUGAUGAUGGGGCUGCUUAUGUUCUCUUUGGGAUGCUCCGUGGAGAUCCGGAAGCUGUGGUCGCACAUCAGGAGACCCUGGGGCAUUGCUGUGGGACUGCUCUGCCAGUUUGGACUCAUGCCUUUCACAGCUUAUCUCCUGGCCAUCAGCUUUUCUCUGAAGCCAGUCCAAGCUAUUGCUGUUCUCAUCAUGGGCUGCUGCCCGGGGGGCACCAUCUCUAACAUUUUCACCUUCUGGGUUGAUGGAGAUAUGGAUCUCAGCAUCAGUAUGACAACCUGUUCCACCGUGGCCGCCCUGGGAAUGAUGCCACUCUGCAUUUAUCUCUACACCUGGUCCUGGAGUCUUCAGCAGAAUCUCACCAUUCCUUAUCAGAACAUAGGAAUUACCCUUGUGUGCCUGACUAUCCCUGUGGCCUUCGGUGUCUAUGUGAAUUACAGAUGGCCAAAACAAUCCAAAAUCAUUCUCAAGAUUGGGGCCAUUGUUGGUGGGGUCCUCCUUCUGGUGGUCGCAGUUGCUGGUGUGGUCCUGGCGAAAGGAUCCUGGAAUUCAGACAUCACCCUUCUGACCAUCAGUUUCAUCUUUCCUUUGAUUGGCCAUGUCACAGGUUUUCUGCUGGCACUUUUUACCCACCAGUCUUGGCAAAGGUGCAGGACGAUUUCCUUAGAAACUGGAGCUCAGAAUAUUCAGAUGUGCAUCACCAUGCUCCAGUUAUCUUUCACUGCUGAGCACUUGGUCCAGAUGUUGAGUUUCCCACUGGCCUAUGGACUCUUCCAGCUGAUAGAUGGAUUUCUUAUUGUUGCAGCAUAUCAGACCUACAAGAGGAGAUUGAAGAACAAACUCGGAAAAAAGAACUCAGGUUGUACAGAAGUCUGCCACACAAGGAAAUUGACUUCUUCCAAAGAGACUAAUGCCUUCUUGGAGGUGAAUGAAGAAGGGGCCGUCACUCCUGGGCCACCAGGGCCAAUGGAUUGCCACAGGGCUCUCGAGCCAGUUGGCCACAUCACUUCAUGUGAAUAGCAGGGACUUGCUGGCUGGACUGGCAACCUUCUUUUUCGGUGGCCAGUAAAGAGAUUGUGCAGCUGACACAUGAAUCUUGUUGGUAGGGCCAGUGUGAAUA
Rhinopithecus roxellana (golden snub-nosed monkey) is the source of this 1458-nucleotide messenger RNA. RefSeq names its product solute carrier family 10 member 6 (gene SLC10A6). Gene Ontology annotation, cellular component: membrane. Gene Ontology annotation, molecular function: bile acid:sodium symporter activity. NCBI's taxonomy places the organism in Eukaryota, Metazoa, Chordata, Mammalia, Primates, Cercopithecidae. The transcript has 6 exons. Gene Ontology annotation, biological process: bile acid and bile salt transport. The record is from RefSeq and is a predicted model, not a curated record. Bases 225 to 1358 code for a protein of 377 amino acids.